AGCCCCCCACCCCCAUGCCUGACUGGCUAUGCCAACGUCACUGGUCCUGCUCCCUGACCCGGUCAAGAACAUGGAUGCGUUUUCCGGAGGCAAUUUUGCACCGAGCUCGUGCAGAAAUUUUAUAACCCCCAACGCUGCCCACACGUCGAACGACGUAAGUACUACAAGAUUUGGUGAGGUUGGAUGCAGCCCGUGCACAGCCUCGCAGGGAUCUGGAGGCGCAUCGCUGCCUUAUGGGUAUUUUGGCAGCAAUGGAUAUUAUUCAUGCCAGUUGUCUCAUACGCACUGGACUGGCAGUGGGGUUAAAUCGUCCACUCAUUCUCCAGUCUCUGCUGCCUCACACUAUGGGGAUAAAUAUACGGAUAUGUCAACAACGUCGACCGAAAACUAUGUUGCUUCUCGAGCCAAGGAGUUCGCAUUCUACCCGAGCUAUGGUUCGAGUCCGUACCAGCCCGUUGCCGGCUAUCAGGAUGUACCUGUAGUGCAGGGUGCAAACGGGCCUUUGGAGAACAAAAACGAAUCUUCCUUAUUACCUGUUGAAAGUUAUCACCCAUGGGCGAUCAGCGCUAGCAGCUGGAACGCACAAGUCUGCUGUGACAAGGAGCAACUGCAUGCAGGGUCAGUGUGGAAAGCAUCUGUAUCAGACUCAGUUCAUCAUAGGGGAGCAGACGCAAGUUCAUUUCGGCGUGGCAGAAAAAAGCGCGUUCCAUACACAAAGGUGCAACUGAAAAACCUCGAGCACGAAUUUGCGGCUAACAAGUUCAUUACCAAGGACAAGCGUAGGCGGAUAUCCGCACUGACCAGCUUAUCUGAACGACAGGUGACCAUCUGGUUCCAGAACCGGCGCGUAAAAGAAAAGAAAAUUGGGAACAAAUUAAAAUCUAACGGUUAAGACAACAGAGGGGAAAGUUCGGGUCGAAUGCACACACAAAGCUGUAUAUGUCGGCGAAACAUUUUUGUGAAUUUUUUGUUUGCCUGUACUACUGACUUGCAGAAAAAGGAUUUAAAGCCAACAGAUGCUAUGACACCGAAAGAUAUUUUUCCUCUGCGCCAGGCUGUGCGUAAUUACCGCAAAUAAGAACAUCAAUAACGCCGUGUGUUGUGAAAAUCCAAUAUUUAUGCUCGCAGUCUCGUGUUUUGUGCUCAGCGAUUACAUACAGGGAGAACUCAUCAUGUUUUCCCAACUUCAUGUAUAGUACUUGUUUAGUUAUUGUGUCGAUCUAAUAAUAAUUUAUCCUGAUCUAUCUAGGAG
Molecule: messenger RNA, 1252 nt
Organism: Clarias gariepinus (North African catfish)
Lineage: Eukaryota; Metazoa; Chordata; Actinopteri; Siluriformes; Clariidae
Gene: hoxa13a
Product: homeobox A13a
Exons: 2
Coding region: 29-892 (287 amino acids)
Biological process (GO): regulation of transcription by RNA polymerase II
Molecular function (GO): DNA-binding transcription factor activity, RNA polymerase II-specific; RNA polymerase II cis-regulatory region sequence-specific DNA binding
Source: RefSeq, a predicted model, not a curated record